AUGGAGCUGUUCCCGUCGCACCCGGACCUGCAGCCCCAGCUCCAAAUUAGUCCACCCCCUGCCACCAAGCCAAUGGACCUAGGGUUUUGGAAGAGGGCUCUCGACACCACCGCCGCCGCGGCCGCCGCGACCUCAGCAUCAGCGGCAGCAACCUUCACACCCCCGUCCAUCGCCAGGACAUACCCCUCGGCGCCGGCAGCUGCCGGCGGCGGCUUCCAUGCAGCGCACUACGGCGUUGCCGAUGGCCACCUGGGCGGGCUGCAGUUCUUGCAGCACACCCAGCCCAUCCUCCACGAGGUGCAGGACCUGGCGGCGAUGAAGCCCAUCCGGGGCAUCCCCGUGUACAACACCUCGCAGUCCCUCCCCUUCCUCCAGAGCCAGCUCCACCACCACAACCACCACCACCAGCAUUGCUACGACGCGAUCGGCGGCGCGGCAGGCGGGCCGAGGUCGCCCGGCAAGGUCGGCGCGCUGCGGCUGGCGGCGCCGCCGGCCAAGCGGAACUCCCGUGCGCCCAGGAUGCGGUGGACCACGUCGCUGCACGCGCGGUUCGUCCACGCCGUCGAACUGCUCGGAGGCCACGAGAGAGCAACGCCCAAGUCGGUUCUUGAGCUAAUGGACGUGAAGGAUCUAACCUUGGCCCAUGUCAAGUCUCACUUGCAGAUGUACCGGACCAUCAAGACCACUGACCACAAACCAGCUGCUGCUUCAUCCUACGGACAAGCCAAGACAAUCAUCGACAUCCCUGACGACAGCUCCUUCGACAUCGCCAACACCAGCGGGUCCGAGUCUUCAGUCCAGCAAUCUAAUCUUGACGGGAACGAGCAUGGAUCCAACAUGUGCGCUCUAUGGAGCAACAACUCGUGCAGCAGAGGGGCCUGGUCGUUCCACGGGAAAUCAAGAUCAGAUGCCAACCCAGGCGACAUCAAAUCCUUUGAGGACGUGCAAUCGCAGUGCCCCAAUGUCGUCGCUGAUGAUGCCGCCGACCUGAUGUCAGCUCCAUUCCGAUUGUCGGAGCUGGUCGUCGGCGCCAAGAAACCGAAUCUGGACUUCACCCUAGGAAGAAUGUAA
Molecule: messenger RNA, 1071 nt
Organism: Triticum turgidum subsp. durum (durum wheat)
Lineage: Eukaryota; Viridiplantae; Streptophyta; Magnoliopsida; Poales; Poaceae
Source: the annotation of a GenBank genome assembly